UGAACAUCUGCUAAUCUGCUCACUUGUCAGCUUCUGGCUCUGGGUUUUUAAUUGUCAUUUUAGCUAAACAACUUGGGGAGGUUAUCAUAUUCUUUGGAACCAUUAACAAUGUAUCUAAAAUUUUUUUAUCUGUUUAGUAUCCUUUUAGUAGUUAUAAAUGCAGCUAAAUCGGAAUUAAAUAGUGAAGAAGACAAUGACGCUUCUAGAUAUGUUCUAGAAGGACGAGUAUUUCCUCUUACUGACUCCCAAAGUAAGCAGUUUAAUUGGCAAGCUAAUACAAGAAUUCACGUAAAUGGUGGCGAAUAUUUGGGAUUUGUUAGGAGAGAUGGUUCUUUUACUGUUCAUAACGUACCAGCCGGAUCUUAUAUUGUGGAAGUAUUACAUCCUGAGUUUACAUUCGAACCUGCCAGAGUGGAAAUAAAUUCAAAGGGGAAAUUUAGAGCUAGGAAAGUAAAUCACAUCAAGAUUUCUGAAGUUAUCAUAGUGCCAUAUCCAUUAAGAAUGAAAGCAUUAGGAAAAACACGUUAUUUCCAAUUGAGAGAACAAUGGAGAAUAACAGAUCUCUUAUUUAACCCGAUGAUCAUGAUGAUGGUGCUACCUCUUCUCUUAGUCAUGGUUUUGCCAAAGAUGAUGAAUGACCCAGAAACGAAGAAAGAAAUGGAGCAAAUUCAAAACAUGGCCAAAUUUGAAAUGUCUGAUAUGUUCUCAAAUUACUUAGCUGGAUCAACUACACCGCAGACUGACAAGGAUAAAAACCAAGCUGUUAAUAAAAAGAGUCAAAAGACUAGGAAACGAAUAGAAAAAUAAAUUUAAUAAAUUACUAUAGAUGAUUUUUUAUUAGCAAAUUGUGUUAGAUAUACAGUUUUUGUUUGUAAGUUUUUGUUAAUUACAUGAAUAGGGUAACCAUGAUAAAAUUAAUUUCAUUUGAAAAGAGCGAAUUAAAAUAGACCAUUCUCCUAUAAAUGUCAAAAGCUUGACUGGUAUUAUAAUGUAUUCUUAUUUAGACCAACGAUCUUGAAUUUGGAUCAUUGACAACAAGUUAUUUUUGGUAUUAAAUAUUUGUAUUUAAAAUCAGUUAAUAUAUUUAAGUGACCUAUA
Diabrotica balteata is the source of this 1098-nucleotide messenger RNA. Lineage: Eukaryota; Metazoa; Arthropoda; Insecta; Coleoptera; Chrysomelidae. The record is from the annotation of a GenBank genome assembly.